Molecule: messenger RNA, 1217 nt
Organism: Ipomoea nil (Japanese morning glory)
Lineage: Eukaryota; Viridiplantae; Streptophyta; Magnoliopsida; Solanales; Convolvulaceae
Exons: 3
Coding region: 504-1178 (224 amino acids)
Source: RefSeq, a predicted model, not a curated record
UCUGUCUUAGCCUUGGUGAUUCCCGUUGGCGCUUUACCGGUUUUUAUGGAGUCCCAGAGAGAGAUCGACGUUCUGAGUCAUGGAGUCUCUUGAAGAGACUGUCGACUCUCAAUUACCUUCCUUGGGCGGUAAUGGGAGACUUCAACGACAUAUUGUGCCCGAAAGAGAAAUGAGGAGGGAACCCUCAACCCAGUCGUCUGAUUGAAGGUUUCAAGGAGGCUGUUGAAACAAGCGGAUCGCGGGAUUUUCCUUUCAAAGGAUAUCAAUUCACCUGGGAAAAGUCAAGCGGCACACCAAAUUGGAUUGAGGAAAAACUAGACAGGGUGUUGGUUUCAGAUCAUUGGGCUGAAGUAUUCUCCCAAGCUUUGGCGUCAUCUAUUCCUGUCCCGAAGAGCGACCACAUCCCUAUCCAUCUUCAGAUACUACUGGAGGAGAAAUUUUGUGCGAAGAAGAGAUUUCGAUUUGAGAAUCUCUGGCUAAGGGAGUCAAUAUGUAGAGAUGUUAUGGAGGAAAGUUGGGCAAGAUACCAAGGGCAGGACUUCAUUGAUCGAAUUGGGAGCUUCGGCAAAGCUAUAUGGGAUUGGAGCAAAGGCUUUGCUACCAAUUUCAAUAGGCGCAUAACGUAUUGGAGAAACAAGAUGGCGUCUCUAAAUCAUCAAAGGGACCAUAAGGGAUUAAUGUUAUUCAGGGAAGCCCAGUACGAGUACUUGAGGGUUCUACAACACCAAAACGAUUACUGGCGUCAAAGAGCCAAGCAAUUUUGGUUGAGAGAAGGGGACGUAAAUUCGACAUUCUUUCAUAACUCUGUUCAAAGAAGGCGGCAAAACAACACCAUCUCGAGGCUCAAAGAUGAAAAUGGCUCCUGGGUGGAUAAAGAUGUGGAGUUGAUCAGGAGUAUUCCUAUCCCUGAUCUUAAGCUUGAGGACAAGAUUGUGUGGAUGGAAGAUGAAAAAGGAGACUAUACCGUGAAAAACUGCUACAGAAGACUCACUGAUGCUGUGCUAAAUCAACAGACCUUGGCUUGGACUAAAUGCUGGAAGCUACGUUUACCCCCAAAGAUAAAGGCUUUCUUUUGGCAGGUGCUUUAUCCUACUUGUUGGAGUGGCAAUCUGCCAAUCAGCUCAGCCACCACCAAUCCCAUGUUUCCCAUCAGGUUGAAACUUGGUCAAAACCUCUAGUGGGGUGGCUCAAACUCAAUAGUGAUGAAGCUUUGGAUU